This is a messenger RNA of Cornus florida, 1070 nucleotides long. RefSeq names its product methyl jasmonate esterase 1-like. NCBI's taxonomy places the organism in Eukaryota, Viridiplantae, Streptophyta, Magnoliopsida, Cornales, Cornaceae. Gene Ontology annotation, biological process: jasmonic acid metabolic process; salicylic acid metabolic process. The coding region runs from base 146 to 928 and encodes 260 amino acids. Gene Ontology annotation, molecular function: methyl jasmonate esterase activity; methyl indole-3-acetate esterase activity; methyl salicylate esterase activity. The record is from RefSeq and is a predicted model, not a curated record. The transcript is spliced from 3 exons.
GCACAACACAACAAUCCAAGAGAAUUUGGUGCGGAGUACGAGUCAUUAUGUCGGGGCAAACUUGUAGUCUUUGCCCAAUGAAAAAUUCAUUAAUGUAUGUUCCACAAUAAUAACAUUAAAAAAAGUUCACCAUUACAAGAAGAAAAUGGAGAGUGGGAAACACUUUGUUCUAGUUCAUGGCUCUUGCCAUGGGGCAUGGUGCUGGUACAAGCUGGUCACCCUGCUCAAAUCCGCCGGUAACCGGGUUACAGCUUUGGACCUCGGCGCGAGCGGGGUGGAUCCGAGGCGGCUCGACCAAAUCGCCACCAUAUCUGACUACGUGCAACCAUUGAUGGACUUCAUGGCAUCCCUGCCUGGUGGUGAGAGGGUGGUCCUAGUUGGGCACAGUUAUGGCGGCUUUUGCAUUUCUCUAGCCAUGGAGAGCUUCACCGAGAAGAUCUUCGUUGCAGUUUUCAUCACAGCCUUUAUGCCGAACCCUAGAGAUCCACCAGCCAUCUGUUUUCAAGAAUUCUUCAGAAGGGUCUCGCCAAACACUUUUAUGGAUAGUAAAUUUACAUAUGAUCAUGGAACGGAAAACCCACCGACUUCACUUAUCGUAGGUCCAGAUUGCUUGACAACUAUGGUUUACAAUAAGUGCCAACCAGAGAAUAUUGAGUUAGGCAAAAUGUUGACAAGACCAAGUGGGUUUUUCAUUGAAGACUUGAUCCAGGAAUCUCUGCUAACUGAGAAGAAAUACGGGUCGGUAAGCCGGGUUUUUUUGGUGUGCGAAGAAGAUCACUGGGUGGAGGAAGAAUUCCAGAGAUGGAUGAUUGAGAAUAGUCCAGCUAAAGAAGUGAUGUCCAUAGCUGGAGCUGACCAUAUGGCAAUGCUUUCAAAACCCAAAGAGCUUUGUCUCUGUUUACUUGAGAUUGCUCUGAAAUAUCAAUAAACAAGAAGGAUAAGAAUUUAAUAAACCUGUUGUAUGUCAAAGAUGAGAUUUGGCAUUACUCUGAAUGCAAGAGUUUUAAGUUGUAUUAGUAAAACAUUUACAUGAAAAAUAAUAGUAAUAAUUUUUAAUUUUUAAUUUUUAA